Messenger RNA from Camelina sativa (false flax), 804 nucleotides. RefSeq names its product expansin-A25-like. Lineage: Eukaryota; Viridiplantae; Streptophyta; Magnoliopsida; Brassicales; Brassicaceae. The record is from RefSeq and is a predicted model, not a curated record. Gene Ontology annotation, cellular component: extracellular region. Gene Ontology annotation, biological process: plant-type cell wall organization.
AUGAAACUCUUAGACAAAAUGAUAUAUGUAGGUUUUAUGAUAAUAACGGUGACAUGGUUCGUGUCCAUAAGUCAUGGUCAGAUUGGUGAUGUAGCCGAAGCACCCGGCAACCCAACCAUCGGACUCGACACUUCUUGGUAUGACGCACGAGCCACAUUUUACGGUGAUAUCCAUGGUGGAGGCACUCAACAGGGAGCUUGUGGUUACGGUGAUCUAAACAAACAAGGUUUUGGUCUAGCCACAGCAGCAUUGAGCACGACACUCUUCAACGAUGGGUACACAUGCGGGGCUUGUUACGAGAUCAUGUGCACGCGUGAUCCACAAUGGUGUUUGCCCGGAUCCAUCACGGUCACAGCAACAAAUUUCUGUCCACCAGAUUACACCAAAACUAAAGACAUUUGGUGUAACCCACCACAAAGACACUUUGAUCUCUCCCAACCAAUGUUCCUCAAGAUCGCCAAAUACAAAGCCGGGGUUGUCCCAGUUAGAUACAGACGUGUUCCUUGUGUGAAGGCCGGUGGUGUCAAAUUUGAAAUCAAAGGAAACCCUAAUUUCUUAACAAUAUUUUCAUAUAAUGUUGGCGGAGCCGGAGAUAUUAAGUUCAUGCAAAUUAAGGGAACUAGGACCGGAUGGAUAACAAUGAGCAAGAAUUGGGGACAAAACUGGACCACUGGUUUUGUACUGACCGGUCAGGGUUUAUCAUUGAGGAUUACAACAAGAGAUGGGGUUUCAAAAGACUUUACUAAUGUGAUUCCACCGAAUUGGGGAUUUGGUCAAACUUUUGAUGGGAAAAGUAACUUUUAA